AUGACGACAGCUGUCACACAGGAUCGCCUUUGGAGCGCUCGAAUGUUGGCAGAAGAUCCUGCGGCAGUCACGCAAGUGCACGCUGCUUUCUAUGAGGCAGGGGCUGAUGUGGCCACUACAGCCUCAUAUCAGGCGUCCUUCAAGGGAUUCGAGCAGGCCGGCUUUGGCAGGGCCGAUGCAGAGGAGCUGUUGCGCAAAAGUGUACAGCUGGCAGACAAUGCCCGGCGCCUUUUCUGGAGUGAAGGGUCGGAGUUACAUGGGUGGCGGGCUAAAAGACUGCGGCCGCUGGUGGCAUUCUCAGCUGGCCCCUAUGGCGCAGCGCUGGCCGAUGGAUCGGAAUAUGAUGGCAGUUAUGCAGAGCGGGUCAGCGAGGAGCAGUUGAUGGACUUCCAUCGACAGCGGCUGCAGGCAAUUGUUGGAGCGCCCGGCGUUGACCUCAUUGCGUUCGAGACGGUGCCCUGUCUGAAGGAGCUGCGCGCAAUUUCGCGGCUGCUGUGUACUGAGCAGUUGGGGAUACCAGCCUGGAUAUCCUGCAGCGCCAGAUCUGGCACUGCCAUCUGUCAUGGAGAGGACCUUUUAGAGGAAUGCUUGCCUGUGAUGUGCGAGCCGGCUUCAGUGGUGGCAGUCGGUGUCAACUGCUUGCCGCCUCAGCUUGUGGACCCACUGAUCAAGCAGGGCCUCCCAACAAAGCUGUUGUUGGCAUAUCCAAAUUCGGGUGAGGAGUGGGAUGCGGCUGCCAGGGAUUGGAAGGGCAGCUCUGGGCUGGAGGUGCAGAACUUUGGUUGCAGUGCGCGCCAAUGGGCUGACAGUGGGGCCAGCAUCAUCGGCGGCUGCUGCAGAACUACGCCUGAGCACAUCAGGAGUGUCGCUGAGUGUCUGGCAGAUCCAUGA
This is a messenger RNA of Coccomyxa subellipsoidea C-169, 891 nucleotides long. Its product is annotated as homocysteine S-methyltransferase AtHMT-1. NCBI's taxonomy places the organism in Eukaryota, Viridiplantae, Chlorophyta, Trebouxiophyceae, Coccomyxaceae. The record is from RefSeq and is a predicted model, not a curated record. Gene Ontology annotation, molecular function: zinc ion binding; S-adenosylmethionine-homocysteine S-methyltransferase activity. The transcript is spliced from 6 exons. The coding region runs from base 1 to 891 and encodes 296 amino acids. Gene Ontology annotation, biological process: S-methylmethionine cycle.